AUGAACUUUCUCUUUCUUUCUCUUCUUUGGCCUGUAGUAGCCAGCGCUGCUGCUUGCAAGCCAACGCCCCCUAAAUCAAAGGCCGCUUGCAAGUUGGCUGCCAACAACACCGUGGAGAUGAGUGUCGGCUUUGACUACAAUGGGGACUGUGCCCCAAGUACCGGAACUCUCCAAGGCUUCGUAAUCUUUGUUGACUUUUCCGAUGCCGAACCUGCUCAAGACGAGACCCCCGAGUCACUCUACGACGCUAUAGUCCCCCAAACAACCGAAUGGUACAGCCAAGCCUCUUAUGGGGCUCUAUCCCUGAAUAUUUCGGCCGAUAUGUCCAAGUUCUACCGCAUGCCCAAAUCUGCUGUAUCAUAUGGCUGGGAGCGAGGUCUCACAGGUCCAGAACAUCAAGAAUACAUCCAAGAUGCCCUCGAUGCCUACACAGCCGAAGGGACUCGCCCCCCACCUCCCGAAUCGGAUGUUCUCUAUGUUGUUCCCGUAAAGAGCGUUGGUGGCAAAGGGAUCUCUCGGUCCAUCACUUUUCUUUCACGAGCCAACACUAGACAAGGCGAUUAUGUUGCUCGGAAGACCGUUACGGUUGGAACCGACGCAUUUACGGGUUGGGGAACAAAGAGCUGGAGGGUAUUGGCUCACGAAACCGGACAUACUAUCUGCUUGGCCGAUUUGUACCCGUUCGAGGAUCUUGGCCUGGGCUACUACGUUGGUGGCUGGAGUGCCAUGGGAGACCUCUCUGGUAUUGCCCCUGAUUUCUUCGCCUGGGACAAGUGGCGCCUGGGUUGGAUUAACGACAAAUCUGUCGAUUGUGUUUCAGAGCGAGGAACUACUCAGCACACUCUGAGCCCCCUAGAAUUGAACAUUUCUGACAAUGGUGUCAAAGCGGUUGUAGUCGCCGUCGACCAAACCUCCGCACUUGUUGUAGAGGCCCGUACAUCCGAGGGUCUUGACUCAGGCGUGUGCGCCCCUGGAGUCCUUCUCUACACAGUUGAUACCUCGGUCAAGACAGGCUACGGCCCCAUCCGUGUUGUAGAUAUUACCCCAGGAUCAGGUGGCUGCGGCGACGGUAGUGUCUACGAUAAGAACGACGGCACGUUGUCACAGGGUGGAGUGAGCACGUAUAGGGUUCCUGGCUGGGGAGUUCAGAUUACUGUAGUAAAGCAGACAGAGGAGGGCUAUAGUAUCAAAGUUGAUGCUGAGUUGUAG
Molecule: messenger RNA, 1209 nt
Organism: Fusarium mangiferae
Lineage: Eukaryota; Fungi; Ascomycota; Sordariomycetes; Hypocreales; Nectriaceae
Exons: 1
Coding region: 1-1209 (402 amino acids)
Biological process (GO): proteolysis
Molecular function (GO): peptidase activity
Source: RefSeq, a predicted model, not a curated record